CUUUCAUUAAACAAACAGGAGAUCCUGAAACCGGGACCCUGUGCAAGCCGCAGCGCGAGGAGGAGGGGGAGGCAGAGCGCGGGAUGGGCGCCGAGGGGGAUCUGUGAUCUCGCUCACCCCCGCCCCACGCACGCGCGCACACUCACACACAUACUCGCGCGCACACUCACACACACACGCACAAACACACACUCGUCCACGCCCGCGCCGCGCGCUGGCGGGCUUGCUCUCCCACGCAGGCGGAAUGCAGCAGAGUCCAGGGAGCGUGUCUCCGGCUGCUGCCUGAAUGCACCUCGCUCUCAGGAGCGGGACGGCCCAGUAGGGCGCACGGGAGGACGCUCCCCCACCAGAGCUUGUCAUCAUGGCUGGGACAGUGCUGCUUGCCUACUACUUCGAAUGCACUGACACUUUUCAGGUGCAUAUCCAAGGAUUCUUCUGUCAGGAUGGAGACUUAAUGAAGCCUUACCCGGGGACAGAGGAAGAAAGCUUCAUCACCCCUCUGGUGCUCUAUUGUGUGCUGGCUGCUACCCCAACUGCUAUUAUUUUUAUUGGUGAAAUAUCCAUGUAUUUCAUAAAGUCAACCAGAGAAUCUCUGAUUGCCCAGGAGAAAACAAUUCUAACCGGAGAGUGCUGUUACCUGAACCCCUUACUCCGAAGGAUCAUAAGAUUCAUAGGGGUAUUUGCGUUUGGACUUUUUGCUACUGACAUUUUUGUAAACGCUGGACAAGUGGUCACUGGGCACCUAACACCGUAUUUCUUGACUGUGUGCAAACCGAACUACACCAGUACAGACUGCCGAGCCCACCACCAGUUCAUAAACAAUGGGAACAUUUGUACCGGGGAUCUGGACGUGAUAGAAAAGGCUCGGAGAUCUUUUCCUUCCAAACACGCUGCUCUGAGCAUUUACUCCGCCUUAUAUGCCACGAUGUACAUCACAAGCACAAUCAAAACGAAGAGCAGUCGACUGGCCAAGCCAGUGCUGUGCCUCGGGACCCUCUGCACGGCCUUCCUCACGGGCCUCAACCGGGUCUCUGAGUAUCGGAACCACUGCUCCGACGUGAUCGCGGGCUUCAUCCUGGGCACCGCUGUAGCGCUGUUUCUGGGAAUGUGUGUAGUCCAUAACUUUAAAGGAACGCAAGGAUCUCCUUCCAAACCCAAAUCCGAGGAUCCCCAUGGAGUCCCCCUAAUGGCUUUCCCAAGGAUAGAAAGCCCUCUGGAAACCUUAAGUGCACAGAAUCACUCUGCCUCCAUGACCGAAGUUACCUGAGAUGGCUGAUGUGUCACAAGCUGUUUUUUUUAUCACCCUCCAAUUCAAUACUUCAAGACACACAGUUACUUGAUGUCAAACUGUGAAGACAAGUAUUAUGUUUAUCUAGUUAGAGGCUGAUGUUUUGUACAUUUUUUGUAUAAGGAAGUGAUGUAGCUUGCCCUGACUUUUUUUUCUGUUCAGCUUUAAUAUAUUUAUGCGAGAAUUUUAAACCAACAAAAUUUUCUUCUUGUUCAAGUGUGCAUUGAAGAACCACAUUUAUUCAAUGAUUGAUGUUUUGUGAUAUUUGUACACAAACCUUCUUUUCUCAGUUUUAUAGACACAGAGAUUAAAAAAAUAUAACAGUUCACUUUAACCUUUUAUUACCACAGUUUCUGCCUCCUCCAGAAUUUUUUAAUAUUAAUGAAAGUUAACUUUUGAGUUGCAGAGAGGACUAUGUUGGUUAAUGGUAAAUCUCAAAAUCAAUUUGUACAGAAAGAAAUAAUACUUUCAAAAAGAACUUUGUGUUCUGAUCUCUUAACAUGUUGUUGCAUUCUAAGUUAAAGUAACAUAUUAAUGAAGUCUCCUAGUUACACAAACAAUUGGCAGAAAAUUCUGGAUUUGAGGAGUGUUGGGGUUAUUAUGAUUCUUUUUUAAAUAAUGGUCUCUCCCAUCUAAGAAACUCAAGAUCUUCCUGGAAUUAUGGUGACACUGCAGACGUCUUUCCAAACAGCAGCCAGCACCAGCCUCCCACAUCAACUCGACAGUUUUGUAUAUCAUAUUGUAUGGACUUUAUAUGAAAAUGAAUAUUUUACAGUUUGCACAGUAUUAUUUUACAGAAAGCAUAUCAGAGCAUCUACAACCCAGAGCCCAGAGCAAGAGCCUGACUUUGUGGCUUUCAAUUGUUCUAGAAUUUUCACUGCAUCUCAUUUUUCUAGCAUGGUAAUAACUGCUGUGUAACUCCUUUACGAGAGGAUCUCCCUUGUCUGUACCUAUUCGAAUGUUUUCUUGACACUUCCGUUUUGGCUCUUCUUACCUUUUUUUGUACAUAUUUUUUUUCUAAAGAGAAGGAAAAACGUUAUCACAAAAAUGUAUUCUGGCUCAUGUCCUUUGUUUUAAGCUUUAUUCACUGGGCAAAAGUAUUUGAAGAGUCACAAUGAAGGGACUCAAUAAAUAUUUAUACUUUUCAGUUCCACGCCUGCUGAGAGAAAUCCUAACCGAGGCUGUACGUAUUAGCACCAAUAUUAGAAUCUAGGUCUGUCUGACUCCAGAUUCCUCUCUUUCCAAUACAUCAAGAUGCCUUCGAGCCAAGUCCACAUCAUUUCAAAGGCUUUUCAAUGUGAUGUAUCUACUUAGAUGGUUCAGAGGAUGGUGUAAGUGAAAAAAAGCACAUCAUGAGAAGGAUGUAUUCCGCUUAUGAGAAGAAAUAAUUUGAAAGCUUUGGGUUCUCCAAUCUUAUAUAAGCUACCUAAGUGUAAUGUUGUCCAAUUUCAGAGUGAUUCAUUUUCUAAACAUAUUUUAAGAUUUUUUGGUAACAGCAAUGAGAGCUCAAAUCUAUUUCAUUGUUCAUAAUAAGACAUUCUGGAAAAGGCUGUCAUGCUAUAUUAAUUUUACAUUACCCAUUGCUUGUCACAAUGAGAGUCCAUUUAAAUGUCUGACUCCCAGAUGGUAUUUCCAAGAACUUAAGUCAGGUUGGCAACAUGAGUGUUAUCCUUCUAUUCUUCUCUCUGGUUUUGAUCUGGAUGGACCUAUUCAGAGUGUUCCAAGAUCUCUAGCCAUAGAACCCAAUUUUCUGGCCUUGGGCUUGGUGGGUAUUGGUACAUGACCGAGUCAUGCUCCACAGGACACCACACUGGGGCACUUGGAACUAAGGGGCGUCCCUGGGCUCACAUCCCUCGGUUCCCUGAGCCAGUCUGUGUCCCUCCAUUAUGCCUUGGCAAACUUAGUGUUGCCCCUAAUUAGCCACAAGUCACUUCAUGGGUCUGACCUUGAUCUUUCAAGCCUACCACUUGAGAUUCACGUCUUAGGGCUAGGGACUCCUCACAGACCUUCCACCAAGAACAAAGCUCUCUGUCUAAAUAGAACAAGUGGUCACUUAGCCUCAGAAAGAAUAAAUUCUGCAAUGAGCUUUUCUUCCUCUUUUUAAGGAAAGCCCAGAGUAGCCUGAGAAGUCUGACUUACUGUGAGAAGAAAGUGGAAAGAAACAAAAGGAAGGCUAAUAAAGUGAGUUGACAUAAACAACCUCAUGAGACUGUUAGCCUCUGAGAAUAUCUAUGACUUUUUUUUUUUUUUUUUUUUUUUUUUUAAGGAGGGCACAGCUCACAAUGGCCCAUGCGGAGAUCAAACUGGCAACGGUGGUAUUAUCAGCAUCACGCUCUAACCAACUGAUCUAAUUGGCCACCCCAUGACAUCUUUCAUUUCUUUGAUUUAGUGCCUAAAACAGGGCCUGACACAGAGCAAACUGUUAAAGUGUGUCAAAUAGAUGGAUUCCAGAAAUCCUCCUAAUUUAAGCUGAGGGAGACUUGACUCAUUUGAAAAUAAAGAGAAUUUGAAUGGGACCUAAAGAUAGCUGAAAGAUAAGUAUAUUUUAGAUACAGGAAUAAUAAGGGUGAGGAAUCUGCACUCAGCAGUUAUGAACAUGUGAACUGUUAUUCUCUGGAGUAUUUGAGAUCCUCCUCCCUGGCACAUGUCGUCAGUUUGGCUCAAGUGAACUCUUAUAAAAAUUCUUUACAGGUUUGAAGGUUUCUUACAUCAACAUGUUACAUAAAGUCUUAUCUCCAUUGAAUCAUCCUGUAAAGCAAUUUUUUUUUUGACUUUCACAUGAUGUUCUGCAGUAUUUCAGAAUUGAAUAAACCCAGGCUCACUGCAGUCGGAGAGACUCAUCAUACAUAAUUCUGCACAAAAUAGUUCUGUCCCCUUCUCAUUAUCCCUCUUUGUAGCCAACAGAGUUUUUGCCUUUGUAGGAACCACGUCGUCAGGUAGUCCCCUCAUUUGAGUAUUUCUUCUCUUCUGUUCUUCAGCAGCCCCAGGGGUAAGUGUGAAGACAGACAGGGGCUCCUCUACUCCAGCUGCCUGUUGUCUGGGAGGCUUUCUAUGGUUCGGGGUCUUGGGCCCAGUGAGGUCCACAUCUGGGCUAAUGGACUCAAUCGUAGUCACCGGUUGUGAAUAAACUUACCAUUAGAAUGAUUUUGAGUUUUUUGACCACCUUAAAAAUAGAUUUUUAUACAUUUGAUAAAGUCAAUCCUACCAAGAUCCACUGGAUAUGUUUUCAUUAAUCUCCCACUGCGAGAUAAAUCACUGAUUUUGGUGAACAUGUACCACAUCUACAGUCAUAACUUUCACCCUCAUUGGCAGGAAGCUGGAGUCUAAUUCUUAAAAAAAUAAAAACUUCCUUAUUAAAUGGUAAACCAAAUGACCCUAAUAUGUAUUCUUAUAGGAUUCUUGGAAGUGAAUCUCUACAUCAGACUUAUUCCUUCUUAUUGUCAUAGCGUCUUUGUUCUAGGAACAGCAAAAGAAAACACUUAAUUUUGACAUGCAGUUCAAAUGCCAUAUCCUCUCUGAUGCUUUUCCUGGUGACUGAGGACAAAAUUAUCACUAACAUCAUCAUCACCUCCACCAUAUUUCCAUAGCUUUUAUGGUGACUUUACCACAUCUGGUAGGGAGAGAGAUGUGAAAGCAAGGAGGAU
Messenger RNA from Rhinolophus ferrumequinum (greater horseshoe bat), 4932 nucleotides. RefSeq names its product phospholipid phosphatase related 1 (gene PLPPR1). Bases 362 to 1267 code for a protein of 301 amino acids. The record is from RefSeq and is a predicted model, not a curated record. Gene Ontology annotation, biological process: phospholipid metabolic process; phospholipid dephosphorylation; signal transduction. Lineage: Eukaryota; Metazoa; Chordata; Mammalia; Chiroptera; Rhinolophidae. Gene Ontology annotation, molecular function: phosphatidate phosphatase activity. The transcript has 7 exons.